AUGUCAACAAUGUUUCCGGCAGCAUUGUUUUUUGUCAUUUUGGCUGUGUUCCAAGAACCAGCCAUUGCCGUAAAAAAGUCUUAUGUUGUGUAUUUGGGAGAGCAAUCUCACGCCUCGGGGUUGACGACGACGGACGCUGAUCUUGACUUGGUGACGCAAUCUCACUCUGAGUUGCUCUCCUCAGUCGUGGGAAGGGAAGGAUCUUUGAUUUACUCAUACAGGAAGAACAUCAAUGGCUUCGUCGCCAUUCUAGAUGAUGAUGAAGCUGCACGAAUGAGAGAAAGUCCUGGUGUGGUGUCUGUUUUCGAAGAUAAAGGCAAGAUUUUGCACACGUCACGUUCGUGGGAGUUUAUGAGGCUUGAAAAGAAUGGUGUCAUUCAUCCUUUGUCCUUAUGGAAAAGGGCCAAUCUUGGAGAAGACAUCAUCAUAGCUAAUCUCGACACUGGGGUAUGGCCUGAAUCGAAAAGUUUCGACGACAAAGGUUUUGGUCCCAUUCCAUCGAAGUGGAGAGGAACUUGCGAUUUCGGAGGAAACAAUUCAAGAUCCCUUUGCAAUAAGAAGCUUAUCGGAGCCAGGUACUUCAACAAAGGCUUUAUGUCGAACGCCGGUGCUCUCAAGUUUAAUUCGACGUAUAAUACAGCUCGGGACACCGAAGGACACGGCACGCACACUCUCUCCACCGCCGGCGGCAAUUUCGUCGCCGGAGCGAGCAUCUUCGGCACCGCCAAUGGAACAAUAAAGGGCGGGUCACCAAUGGCCCGAGUUGCAUCCUACAAAGUCUGCUGGCCGCCGACCAAGACAACUGCCCCAUGUUAUGAAUCAGACAUCAUGAAAGGCUUCGACACCGCCAUUUCUGACGGCGUCGACGUCUUGUCGGUGUCUUUAGGCGGAGAGGGCCCCGCCGAGUACCUCGACGACGCCAUCGCCAUCGGCGCCUUCCACGCUGUGAUGAAAGGUAUUCCGGUGGUCGCCUCCGCCGGAAAUACUGGUACAGAUUCAUCCGUCACGAACGUCGCGCCGUGGAUUAUUACCGUCGCCGCAAGCUCUAUUGAUCGGGAAUUCGAGGCCAGUGUUAAGCUCGGCGAUGGAACUGUUCUAAAGGGAUCGAGCCUCUCCAAACCAUUGCCGGACACUAGAAUGUAUCCUCUCAUCACUGGUGGUCAGGCCAAAGCUGCCAAUGUGUCUGCUAGGGUUGCGAUGCUCUGUGGGGAAAACUCGUUGGAUCCUGAGAAGGCUAAGGGGAAGAUCGUGAUUUGCCUGAGGGGCAUUUCUUCGAGAGUGGAUAAAGGGGUUGAAGCAGGCCGCGCAGGUGCUGUCGGGUUUGUUCUUUGUAAUGAUGCUGCCAAUGGCGACGACAUCAGUGCUGAUACCCAUUUACUUCCUGCAACUCAUUUAAGUUACAAAAAUGGCGUUUCCCUCUUUUCUUAUAUCAAUGCGACCAAGAAGCCAGUAGGGCUGAUUACUCCUCCCACACCAUUGUUGAACACAAAGCCUGCUCCACGUUUGGCUUUGUUCUCGUCCAGGGGCCCCAAUCUAAUCACGCCUGCAAUUAAUAAGCCCGACAUUACUGCUCCUGGGGUCGACAUCAUCGCUUCUUACACUGAAGCUCAAAGCCCGACCGAAUCCCUCUUCGACAAGCGUAGAACUCCUUACCUUGAAUUGUCCGGGACGUCCAUGUCCUGCCCUCACGUCGCCGGCGUGGUGGGAUUGAUCAGGCGCCUCCAUCCUGACUGGAGCCCUGCUGCGAUCCGAUCGGCAAUCAUGACGACAGCGAGAACGAGGGACAACACAGUGCGGCCGUUGGUAGACGCCGGCGGCAGGAAGGCGACGCCAUUCGGGUACGGGUCGGGUCAUAUCCGCCCUAACCGGGUCUCCGACCCGGGACUGGUCUACGACCUAACAGUCAAUGACUACCUCGACUUUCUCUGCGCCGCAAAGUACGAUGAAGACGUAAUUCGGAGAUUUUCCGGCUCCAAACACGCGUGUCCCGCCAAUUUCAGCGUCAUGGAUUUCAACAAUCCGGCGAUCACCGUCCCGUCCCUCGCCGGCGGCCAGGUUACAGUGAGAAGAUCCGUGAAGCUUGUGGGCAGCCCUGCAAAGUACUACGCCCGGGUUCGGAGCCCGUACGGGUAUUCGGUUUCUGUGGAGCCGGGUAACCUUAAUUUCGAGAAAACUGGUGAAGUGAAGGUGUUUAAGGUGACGAUAAAAGCGUUGAAGCCUGUAAGUUCGUACAGAUUUGGGGAUCUGACGUGGACGGACGGCCGGCAUUACGUGAGGACGCCGAUAUUGGUUGCCUCCGCCGUGCCGGAAUAGUUGGACCGGGUUCGGUAAUGAUGUCUUUCUUGAAGGUGUGAUCUUUGAUUGUGUUAUUAGAAGCUGAGAGACUACAGGGUUGUAUUUUGUUUCCUGAUUAU
Andrographis paniculata is the source of this 2414-nucleotide messenger RNA. Its product is annotated as subtilisin-like protease SBT5.4. Gene Ontology annotation, biological process: proteolysis. Gene Ontology annotation, molecular function: serine-type endopeptidase activity. Lineage: Eukaryota; Viridiplantae; Streptophyta; Magnoliopsida; Lamiales; Acanthaceae. The record is from RefSeq and is a predicted model, not a curated record. The transcript is spliced from 11 exons. Bases 1 to 2313 code for a protein of 770 amino acids.